Molecule: messenger RNA, 1454 nt
Organism: Eriocheir sinensis (Chinese mitten crab)
Lineage: Eukaryota; Metazoa; Arthropoda; Malacostraca; Decapoda; Varunidae
Product: serine/threonine-protein kinase PknD-like
Exons: 1
Coding region: 351-1307 (318 amino acids)
Biological process (GO): protein phosphorylation
Molecular function (GO): ATP binding; protein kinase activity
Source: RefSeq, a predicted model, not a curated record
UGGGCUGUGUGGUGUGUGGAGGUCCCGGCGGUACCCAGAGAUCGACUAUAAUGAACUUUGCUCUAAUCGGGAGGGUGCUUGCUGGAGAUUGCAAGUCCAACUCGUGAUCAGGCCGUGAGUGAAUUACACAUUUGUAAAAUGGCGUUGGUCCGAGAGAAACAGGGAGGCGAGUCACUCUUCCCAUUCUUUGAUAUCAGAGGCUCUCCAACUCUAGACUCGGGGGGGUGCAAUGUCAACUCCACUCUCCCCAAAAUGGCCGCCACCAAUACGAGGUGACGUGCUGGAUCUCGACACUAGAAGGGCGUCUACUGGAGCAAGUGCCUCCCGUAGCCAACCCACAGAACAGCACCAUGAGCCCUCACGUGGAACCCGUUGCCCUCUCUGACGGCGCCAUCCACGACCUACUGCAGAACCCUAGCACACGCCUGCUGGGGGAGGGGGGCUCCUGCUCCGUCUUCCUGGUCAACUACAAGGGCGCCUCGUGCUGCCUCAAGCUGUCCACACUCAAGGGGAACACAGCCUUUGUCUACGAGGCCCGCACGCUGCUCGCCCUCGACGGGGCCGGUGGCGCCCCGCGGCUGCUCGGCGUCAGCGACGGGAAGGGCCAGGAACUUGCCCUGCUCACCACAUAUUGCGGUGAACACACCUUCGACGACCUCCCGCGCCUGGCGCCCACCGACGCCGAAAUGCUGCACGCCUCCCUCGAGCUGUGUAGCGCCCUGCAGCAGGUCCACGCCCGCGGUGUCGUGCACAACGACAUUAAGGCCAACAACGUGGUGGUGCGACGCGACCCUGACAACGGUCGCCUGCACGUCUCCCUCAUCGACUACGGCCUGGCGCGAGGCAAGGGCCUCACGCUCUUCUACGAGCCAUACGAUCAUUCUUUGGUGCCCUGGAUGGCCCCCGAGGUGGUCGAAUGCCAGCCCUGCCUGCCUGCAGGCGACGUGUAUUCCCUGGCCUGUCUGCUGGACGAAAUCCUGUACAGCUGCACUGCUGUGUACCCAGACCUGAUGGAUGUGGUCCUGAGCGCCCUGUCGCCGAGCCCCGAGGAGCGCCCCUCCGUGCGGGCCGUCGCCAAGGCGGUGCAGCGGUGCCUCGCCCCGCACAGCCGCUCCUUCAGGUCCCGGCUCCGUUCAGUCUUCAGUGGGUUAAAGAACACCUUCAGCAGCUGCCUGCUACUCCGCAGCAGGGGACGCGGCAACACCCCAGUGUCCCUGACAGCCAACAGGGCACACGCCAACGCCUCAGCGUCCGCGACAAAAACCUCGGCGUCCGAGACAGCCUUGUCGACCGUGACACACCACUGAGCAGCGCUCAGAGGAACUUUCCUUACGUAUUUACAACACAGGCACAAAGGCACAAAGGCACAAGGGCAAACCCCCCCCCUACCUCCGCUGAGCACUAGGAAGAAGCUUUACGGAUACCAUUACCAAGCCUAAGGAAACAAUUCUCAU